CCCCUGCGGCCCUGGCAAAGGUCGUGAAAAGAGAGGAAGCAAGAGGAGCUGAGGAAGAAUAUAGGGAUCCAUCCAUCCAUCCGCUCACCACACGCACCUUGUUCUCGCAGUUUCUUGGGCUCCAGAAAAUCAAGCAUGGGCGGGUUCAGCGGCGCUACAGGUCUCCCGGUGUACCGUGAAGAAGACGAUGAGGAGUUGUUCGAGACAUCGUCCUCCAUCUCCGGCGACUCGGACGACGAGGACCAGUUCUCAGAUGGCGAGGGCGCCGGAGCUCUGGAGCACCAGUUCAUGCAGCAGGCGGCUUCCCCGGCGCAGCAGCCGGUCCGGAGAUUGAACUCCGAUAGCCUCUACGAUCUGUCAUCUAUGAUGGCACAACUCCCUGUCAAGAAAGGGCUAUCCAAAUACUAUGACGGCAAGUCUCAAUCGUUCGCGUGUAUGUCUGAGGUGAGAUGCCUGGAAGAUCUACGGAAGAAAGAGACCCCCUACAAGAAGAUCAAGCCAUCCAGGAGCUAUGUAGCAUUAGAUGAAGAGCAGGAGUGUUACAUGCCUGGUCCUAACAGCAGGGGAAUAGCCAAGAAGCCCUCCGGAAGUUCUUGCGCAAAUCUGGCGGCUCGGAACAACAGCAAAAACAUGUACAGACCUCCCCCAAUUCCUGUCAACAAAAGUGGAUACCAUCAGUAGGCGCUAGGACAUCAGUGAAAUGUUUCUGUCCAGGGUUUCGGCUCUGUUCUCUUUCCUCCAUUCUUUCUUUCUUCUUUCUUGAGGGAUUUUGUUGACAGGCGUAUUGGCCUGUCUCAGAUGUAAGAGGUUUUCCUUCUCUGCAGUCAAUAGAGUAUCUCCUUUCAUCCUGGUCAUGA
Molecule: messenger RNA, 857 nt
Organism: Panicum hallii
Lineage: Eukaryota; Viridiplantae; Streptophyta; Magnoliopsida; Poales; Poaceae
Exons: 2
Coding region: 136-681 (181 amino acids)
Source: RefSeq, a predicted model, not a curated record